Molecule: messenger RNA, 927 nt
Organism: Dermacentor silvarum
Lineage: Eukaryota; Metazoa; Arthropoda; Arachnida; Ixodida; Ixodidae
Exons: 3
Coding region: 174-863 (229 amino acids)
Cellular component (GO): mitochondrion
Source: RefSeq, a predicted model, not a curated record
CUUGCUUCUUGCUUCACAUACCCAUACGUACCCAUGCCGAGGUUUGCAAUUUGCACGUGUAUUUGAGACUUUGAGCAUUGAGAGAGACUCAUGUGUUUGUGGGUUUACAUUACGGUCCCGCUGGCGCAGAUGGUCAUUUGAAGAACUUUUAAAAUUGAACACUUAUUUCCGCGAUGUCUUCAACAUUUAGUUUAUUGUGGAGAAUCGAAGUUUCGUCCUGCAGACUGCCUCGGCUGUUGCAUUUACGACAGAUCCCUUUGCAGAAGACCAGCCGGUUACUUCCCUAUUUGCAAUGGCACAAGGCAUACAUCAAGCACUCUACUUUGGAAUGUGGUUUUACAUCAGCAAAACCAUCGGUCCUCACCUCUACAUGUACUUUCUCUUCAAACUACUGCACGAAGUCGGACUCGAAAGCAGACUUUAAAAAAGAUGUUGCGAGUCCACUGGAAGCCAUUGCUGAGCCAAAAAAGGAUGAAGUUGUGGAAGAAAAUUUAAAUAUAUUUCAGCGGUACAAAAAGAUGUUCAAAGAAUAUUGGUAUGUCAUGUUGCCUGUGCACAUUGCAACGUCAAUCGUCUGGUUUGGCUCGUUCUUCUACUUAGCAACAUGUGGUGUCGAUGUUGUUCCACUCAUGGAAUACCUGGGGCUGCCUGAGUCUAUCAUCAGUCCUUUGCGGAAGUCUGGACUGAACUACAUUGCUACAGCUUCAGCCAUGUACAAGUUGGCCACUCCAGCUCGUUACACAGUUACACUUGGAGGAACAUCAAUAGCCAUCCGGGCACUUGUCAAGCGGGGUCUCAUAAAACCUAUGCCAACGAGAGGCGAGCUGAGACAGAUGCUGCGAGACAAGUUGAAGCCCCAAUGAUUGGUGUAGUCUUUUACAACAUACUGCGUAGAUUGUAAAUAAAGUCGAAAUUCAUCACGGCUUA